Molecule: messenger RNA, 1215 nt
Organism: Zymoseptoria tritici IPO323
Lineage: Eukaryota; Fungi; Ascomycota; Dothideomycetes; Mycosphaerellales; Mycosphaerellaceae
Exons: 2
Coding region: 1-1215 (404 amino acids)
Molecular function (GO): acyl-CoA dehydrogenase activity; flavin adenine dinucleotide binding
Source: RefSeq, a predicted model, not a curated record
AUGGAGACGUCUGGUUUCAGCGAUGAGCAACUUGCCGUUCGCGACGCAAUUUUCAAAAUCUGCAGCAACUUCUCCGAUGACUACUGGAUGGAACACGAUCAGACGGAGACAUACCCACACGAGCUUCACGCAGCACUGUCCAAAGAUGGUUGGAUCGGGAUUGCUCUCCCUGAAAACCUCGGCGGAUCUGGACUAGGCAUCUCAGAAGCUACAAUGAUGUUGCAGACGAUAGCAGAGUCCGGUGCAGGUCUGGCAGGUGCACAGUCGAUCCACGCCAAUGUUUACGCAACACAGCCGGUAGCAAAGUUCUCGACCGAUGAUCAACGCGACCGCUUCCUUCGUAAGAUUAUCUCUGGCGAAUGGCGGACUUGCUUCGGUGUGACGGAACCCAACACCGGUCUCGAAACGCUGAAACUGAAAACCACCGCCACUCCAACAUCAGAUGGAUAUUCCGUCACUGGUCAAAAGAUCUGGAUCUCUUCAGCGCAAGUCGCCCAGAAGAUGGUUCUCCUCGCUCGCACAACACCUCUUGAAGAAGUUAAGCGUCCGUCGGAAGGUCUCUCAAUGUUUUACAUCGAUAUGGACAAAGAUCAUCCUGGUCUUACAGUACAACGAAUCAAGAAGAUGGGUGGUCGUGCUGUCGACGCCAACCAGGUCUUCUUUGACAACUACCCAAUCCCGAAAGAUUCUCUCAUUGGCGAGGAAGGCAAAGGCUUCAAGAUUAUUCUCCACGGUAUGAACGCUGAGCGAUGUCUCCUCGCCGGUGAAGCACUUGGACUUGGCUAUGCUGCUCUCGGCAAGGCAACACAAUACGCCAAGGAACGAAUUGUCUUCGGGCGACCUAUUGGACAGAACCAGGGCAUUCAACAUCCGCUGGCAUCCGCAUAUAUGCAUCUCGAAGCAGCAAAACUAGCGACUUACCACGCCGCCCGACUGUACGACCGCAGCUCGCCUGGUCAUCCAGAAUACGAUCAAAGCAUUACCCAACACCAGGUCGGAGUGGCAUGCAAUUCGGCAAAGUAUGUCGCGGCCGAAGCGGCGUUCACAGCAUGUGAGAGGAGUGUGAUGAGUAUGGGUGGAAUGGGCUACGCGGCUGAGUAUCAUGUUGAGCGAUAUCUGAGAGAAUGUUUCGUGCCGAGGAUCGCGCCGGUGAGCAGGGAGAUGAUUAUGAACUUCAUUGGCGAGAAAGCGUUGGGCUUGCCGAGGAGUUACUAG